GUCCAAGAUCCGAUUCAUUUUAUUCCCUCGCGUAGCUUGAUUAAUUAAGGGUCGCAUUGCGCUCGCAGUGUCAUGAAUGUCAAGUCGAUGAUAUAGGUAGAACGCCUCUUCUCGCUGCGCUCAGGAACAGCCAAAUCGGAAGGCAACACAGGAGCAACAUGUCACACAGUCCCCAACAUGCACCGUUUUCAGCACAGGUGCUCGAUGACCUCGACCUCAACGAACGCAAUUCUCACAGGACACAGGACAAUGUACCAGGAGUGCCCAUGUCCUCCGCACCACCGCCUUCAUUCGACAGCUUUCCGGAUAUCUCUAUACCCAGACCACAGUCUUCAUCGGUUACGCCAGCAGCGCCACCAAGCUGGCGUAUCCCGUCGUUCUCGUCCUUUCCGGUCGAUAGUCCAACUGUUCUACCGCUAAGCGCUACCGCAGGCGUGCCAAGGGAAGAAGAUCUCGUGAGCUCGAGUCGGUCGAAACACAGGGAGAGGAAAAAGGACAAAAAGAAUGACCAAACGAGCGAUCAGCGCCGCGAAGACAAAGACAGGAGCAAAUACGGGACGCGCUCGAGCGACGAUCGAGGCGACGGCGAUCGAGACCGGCGGAAAGAGAGAAAACGGAGUCGAAGCAGGAGCUACGACAGGUCGAGUCGGAGCCACAGAGACGAGAAGAGCAGCCGAGAUCGAGAUCGAGAUCGGGAUCGGGAUCACUUAGAGAGUAAGGAUCGACAUAGGAACAGUACAAGUAGCAGAAGCAGCAGGAGAGACAGUUCAAGGGACAAACAUGCAGAUCGGCAGCGCCGCGACCGAGUAGACCAUCGCGAUGACCGCGAUCCAAGUCGAGAUCGGCACCACCGCCACUCCAGCAGGCAUGGAUCAAAUCGCGCACGAGAUGGUAGCAAAAGCCCGGAUCGCAAGAAGAGUCGGCGUGAUGAAAUCAAGGAAGAGGAGAAGGAGAGCUGGGCCAGUCGUAGAAAACGGGACCAGGAGCAGGAAUCAAACAAAAUCAUGUCAAGCUUUGCAUUGUCGUCAGAGAAAAACAAACCAGGGACAUGGAUCAUUGAUGUCAAGGGCGACCAGGACUUUCACCGGUAUGGAGGAUUGGAUCCACACACAGUACCUCGAUUCUACCGCGCUGGAGCUGGCCGGGUUUUGGGAUUGCCAAGAUCUAUGCGGAUUGAUUUUGAAAAGACAAGGGCACUGGGCAACAAGGGCAUUGUGAUGAGGACGAGUGGCCGAAGCACAAAGCCAGCUCGAUACAGCGACCUACAUGCGACCUGGCGCGACCAAAGCCACGAGUACAAGCGGAUCACACGUGCGAAGGCUGAGGAGCUUGCGAUGGCGAUGAAUAUCGCACGAGAGGACCCAUCGUUCAUAUCGCUGGAUGUGCGGUUACAGAACAGACAGGAUGAUCUUAGCAUCAGCGACGAUUCAGAACCGGAGAGAAGCGACAGUGAGGAUGGGACUUUUGACAGCAGGAGAAAGCUUGAUUAUCGAGAUAUCCAUGGCAAAUCGGUUCACAAGGAUGAGGAUGAGGACUUGCUGCAGACGACCAGCGAUCAGGAGGAAGAAGGAGCCGAGAGCGCAUUAGACGUGUUGCGAAGGCGUAGAAUGAUGCUUGACGGCGAGUUGCGAAAGAACCCUAAGCAGCCCGAGAAAUGGCUCGAGUUUAUUGCAGUCGAGGAUGAAAUUAAUUUGGUAUCAAGCAGGCGAUCUGUAGGAAACCAUGCGGCCCAUUCAGCUGGCCAUGCAGGGGUCAAACUGAGUAUCUUUGAGCGAGCGCUUCAGUCGAACCCGACCAACGAACAUCUGCUGCUUGAGUACAUGACCACCUGCCGGCACAGCUGGGAGCCAGCCAAGGUCCUUUCGAAAUGGGACGAGUUGUUGCAAUCGCAGAAGAUCCAGACAGCAUGGCCAGGUCUUUGGAUCAAGUAUCUGGAUUUCCGGCAGAGGCACUUUCUCAGCUUUUCGGUCAAGAACUUUGCUCGCGUUCUGGAGGAUGCGCUGGACCGACUAGGCCAACUGGCCAGGUCAACCUGGCUGGCCUUGCAGAGGGCUGAUGAGAAGACGGAGCUUCAGGCCCAGCUUGUUAAGGUCGAAUCGGUCAUGGUCCAUGUCAUAGCGCGUACAUGGACCUUUCUAAAGCAAGCAGGAUAUAUCGAGCGGGCACAAGGGAUUAUACAGGGUCAAGUUGAGUUUAUAUUCAACAUGCCGCCCAGCCUAACAACUGAGUCGUGGGAGAUCCAGAUUGGAAGCCUUGAGGAAUACUGGGACUCGGAGCUGCCUCGAUUUGGAGAGAAGGAUGCCAAGGGCUGGACGCACUACGUGAGCGAAGAGGAUGAGGUCACCAUGGAGAACCAGCUGGAUCAGACGACACUUCCAAAGCAAGAUGACUUGGACGAGGAGCUGCUGAAGGCUUUUGCGGACAAUGAUGUUGAUAGGUAUCAGUACAGCCGCUGGGCAACACUCGAGAAGGAUUUGAACCGCUUGUGUUGGUUCCCGAUCCGAACCACAGAGGAUUUACCUGCCCAGCUGGAGAAUGAUCCCUAUGGAAUCAUUAUCUUUGAUGACAUUCGACCGUUCAUUGUGUCUCUUUACACAGCAGAGGCGCGUCUGCAGUUUGUGGACUGCAUGUUCAACUUUCUCGGAUUGCCUGUUAAUUCGUUUGCUGGAUCGAAUGAAUCACAGAGCUCUCUGUCUUCACCCGUCUCAAGACCGAUGAGAGCCACCAGCUUCUACAAUCCAUACUUUCAUGAUUCGUUGCUUCUGGACAUGGGGAUGGAUAUCCAGUCGUCACAGGAUUCCAACCUGGGUCUGAAACGAUUCUUUCCGCCGUUUGAGAACAAGGCCAAAUUGGUCGAACGCGUCAUGAAGGAGAUCGAGUGGGAACAGCAGCUUCGUGAGCCAGAGGAACGCGACUGGAACUGCGUGUGGAAUCUGCCGAUCCAUUUGUUUCCUCAUGGACCGGAUACAAUUUUUGGCAGGAGGGGCGGUGAUUCCUCGGAAGAAGACGCGCGAUACCGAUGGGCGAAUGUCAGCAGCCAUGAAGAAGUCAAGGUCUCCAAUAAGGUGUUCAUAAGGAAUACAUUCCAGCAGUUAAUUGAUGUUGUCAAAUUACCCAAGAACUACCAGCGCGGUCUUUCGUUAUACCACUUGAUGUUUGAGGCUUUGGACACUCUUUCUGCAUCCAAGGGCCAGAAACUGGCAAAGAAAUAUCUAAAGGGCGAUAGAAUGGAUCUGGAGCUCUGGAAUGGCUAUGCGCAAGCAGAGUUGACCCUCGGUCGCAUCUCCGAGGCAAGAAAGGUGUAUUCGACGGCUCUUUCGAUGUACAAGACGUUCCCUGCUGAGAACCAAGCUCGAGCACCGCUUAUUAUCCGCUAUUUCGCUGAACUGGAGUGGGCUCAAGGUCGCCCAGGGGUCGCACUAGUGAUUCUUGUUGCAUUCGCUGAAGGAGUCGCAGCCGAUAUUCCAGGAGAUGAUGAAAAGGACAUCCCAACACCGACCCCGACAAGACUGAUCAAGGCGCGCCAGUUCUACUCUCAAAAGUCUGCUCAGCUUAACCUUGGACGGCUCACAGAUCUAGCUGACAAUACGGAUGCGAUAGGAAGCAAAUGGUUUGAGCCGGCCUUGGACCUGAUUGUCUGCUUUGCCUGGUUUGAGUACUUGUCAUGGUCCACUGGCGUCGCUUUGGAGGCUGGAAUUAAGGUCUUUGAGGAUGCGAUUCAGCAGCUUGAUUUCCGAAAUCCUGAUUGUGAGAUCGAGGUUCCUGUGGAGGUCCCUGGACGCAGUGCCACCAGUAAACACCAGCCAUUGCUCUUUUCGUCGAUUGCAGUGUCUGCAGACCUGGAGGUGGAGAAGAGGACAACGAAGAAGAGGAUCUGUACCGGUGCAGAGGCGGAGAUGGUGUGGGUCCAGAUGGCCAAGUUAGUCUACUUUCAUUCCUUGCAGGCGGCUAGUCCCUCCAAGCGAUCAAAGGCAGACGGAGCCGCAGGAUUUCAACCACGCAAUCUUAGGCAUGUUGUUCAAGCAGGUCUGCAGAGGUUCCCAAACUGCACAGUCUUACAAUCGCUGUUCUUUUGGACAGAAGCGAAGCAGAGAUUGCAUGGCCGUGUUAGAACAUGGGUGAACGAGCAGGUGAUGUAUGGUCAGGGUUCCCGACGGUUAGGUGGUGGAGGACCGCUGGCGAGCAAGGCACCGAUGUGGAUAUUUGGGCUGUUCUAUGAGCUCUGGCAACAGGAGCCGUAUAAUGUCCACGUGGUGCGAUCGCUAUUGGAAUCUGCGCUCGAGUCGGCAAAGUCGGUGUCGUCCAGCUCGAGUCCAAACCUGUGGCUCGUUUAUAUUGAACUGGAGCUGCGCGAGAGUGUGCGGCAGCAAGAAGACAGGAACAACAGCGAAACUAAGGGUGGAAGCAAAGGCAAGGGCAAGGACAAGGAUAAGAAGUCGUCCCGUAUUGAUCUGGGCAUUGAGUCGAGUAGCAGGGCGAAACAGCUGGUGAUGCGGGCGGUGAAUGAUUGUCCGUGGUGCAAGGAUCUGUACAUGCUUGCGUUUGAGCCGCGGAUGCGGAAGUUGUUCUCGAUCGAGGAACUGGACCAGUUGUAUCAGACGAUGCUGGAGAAGGAGAUUCGGGUGCGACAUGAGAUCCCGGAACGCGUGGUACCGGCGUCGAAGGAUGUGGAAAUGACUGAGGCGGACAAGGACAGUAAAGACGUGUCGAUGGAUGAGGAUUAGGACGCAUGCAUUACAUGGCACGGUAUGACAUUGUAUGUAACGGAUAGCCUGCAUGCAUCAAUCAAUGUAUCCCGUUCGCUCGCGUGGGGAUGGGUCCAUGCGUAGAAGGAUAGAAUAAAGUAUAUCCCGAUCUUGGU
Molecule: messenger RNA, 4861 nt
Organism: Gamsiella multidivaricata
Lineage: Eukaryota; Fungi; Mortierellomycota; Mortierellomycetes; Mortierellales; Mortierellaceae
Product: NRDE-2, necessary for RNA interference-domain-containing protein
Exons: 9
Coding region: 159-4724 (1521 amino acids)
Biological process (GO): negative regulation of RNA catabolic process; regulatory ncRNA-mediated post-transcriptional gene silencing; RNA processing
Cellular component (GO): catalytic step 2 spliceosome
Molecular function (GO): protein binding
Source: RefSeq, a predicted model, not a curated record